UCUCUCUCUUCUGAGUAGGAGAUGUUUGAUGUAGGAGCUGAGGUCUUUCUGAAAGUUCCAUUCUUAUAUCAUCCUCAUCUAUCAGGUAUAUAUAUUUUGCCUAAAAAUAUUCAUUUAAUUGUCUCAGUAAAUUAAGUUUUGUCUCUCUCUGAAUCUUUCCUCUUCUUUCCAUCCAAAAUUUUGGCCUUGAAGCUGCAUGCCAUGUUCUUGUAGAAUAUAUGACUUCUUUAUGAAUGAAUUAUACAUCCUCUUCUUCUAAUCUUAAUCUGAUCGAUGAUCGGUUGAUAUGUAGCAAUUUCUUUAUCAAAGUUUUUUAGUAUUCAUGGUGGAAAGAUAUAUUGUUAGGAGCAUCUCGAGAGGAGAAGCAUCCCGUACGAUCUUGUUUGCUGCAUCGCCAUAUCUGAUCAAAAGAUCGAAGCUUGGUUUUUAUUUCUCCUUGAUUUAGAGAUUUAGAGAGAGAGAGAGAGAAAAAAAAAUCAUUUUCUUUUAUGGCUACUUAUUUCCACGGAGCGCCGGAGAUGACGCCGGACGGCGGCCUGCAGACGCUGUAUCUCAUGAAUCCGAGCUACGUCGGUGGCUACGCCGACGUGGUGGCCUCGCCGGCGAGCAUGGUCCUACUGAACUCCACCAUCAACAACAAUUCAGUGAACUCUAUCAACCUGCAACAGCAGCAGCAGCAGCACUUCGUCGGCAUCCCGCUUCAUCAGCCCUCAGCUCCGGCGAGCCAGCACGAAUCCAACCGCAGUGGGCAGAUCCAUGAAGACGUGUCGUCGGCAGUCCAGGGCCUGCUGCCCCGACUACAGCAUAGCUUUUGGGGAGCGGCCCCGACGACGUCGACCCGCGACCCGGCUGUCGGCGCAGCCCGGAAAGGGCUGUCUCUCAGCCUCUCCCCGCACGAGAUGGCUCCGACGGAGAUGCCUCCGGAGAGAGCCGACGAGGCGAAGAUCAACGGCGUAUCGGGCUUGCUGACGGGGUUCAAGUACUUGAAGGCCGCUCAGCAGCUUCUCGACGAGGUGGUGAACGUCGGGAAGGAGAUCAAAGAUGAGUCCACAAAGAAGGCUACUUCCAAGAAUCCCGCCGCCGCCGCCGACAGCAACAUCAAAAGUACGGACGCCGGCGGAGAGGAUAACGACGUCGCCAAGCGAGCUGCGGAUCUCACUUCCGCCGAGAAGCAAGAGCUCCAAAUGAAGAAGGCUAAGCUCAUUAACAUGCUCGAGGAGGUGGAACAGAGGUACAGGCAGUACCGGCACCAAAUGCACGCCGUGGUAUCCUCCUUCGAGUCCGUCGCCGGCAACGGAUCGGCGAGGACGUACACGUCUCUGGCUCUCCGGACGAUAUCGAAGCAAUUCCGGUGCCUCCGGGACACCAUCGCCUGCCAAAUCCAGGCCACGAGCCGGAGCUUGGGGGAGGAAGAGGCGAAGUCGGUCGGAUCCAGGCUCCGGUUCAUCGACCACCAUUUGAAGCAGCAGCGCGCGCUGCAGCAGCUGGGGAUGAUCCAGCACAACGCCUGGAGGCCACAAAGAGGCCUCCCCGAACGCUCUGUUUCCAUCCUCCGCGCUUGGCUCUUCGAGCACUUCCUCCACCCAUAUCCGAAGGAUUCGGACAAGCUCAUGCUCGCUAAACAGACCGGACUCACAAGGAGCCAGGUCUCGAAUUGGUUCAUCAACGCGAGAGUGCGACUGUGGAAGCCGAUGGUGGAGGAAAUGUACAUGGACGAGGUUAAAGACCAAGAACAAAACACGUCGGAGGACAUGGCGAGCAAGAGCGACGCUCGUGGAAGCUCCACGUCCAAGUCCAACGCGCUAGUACAGAAGCAAGAAAACAGCGCGCCAGUUCAGCCUUCCUACUACGAGCAGGACGACGAGAUGGCGCUGCCGUCGGCGGCGGCAAUCAAGAAGGCGAGGAGAAGCGAGGAGGAGUUCGUCGCCGGCCCGACGACGACGACGACGAGCAACCAGGAGUUGCUUAUGAAGCUCAUGGAUGGAAGGCCGAGAGUCGGGGAUCAGCAACAGGGCUUCAACCCCUCCUUGAUCCCGGGGCAUGGCAGCUACGGAGGCUACUCGAUUGAGCAAUUGGCUCCGAGGUUCUCGGGCAAUGGGGUGUCCCUCACGCUGGGCCUGCAACACAACGGGAACCACUCCCUUUCCGUGGUGCAUCCAUCAAGCUUCCUCACCAGUCAAGGCAGCGACUACAGCACAGCAGUGGCACAUCCAUCGCAUGCAACGGCAUUCAUGGCUGAUAGAGGCCUUCUGCUCAAUUACUACCACACCUCGUAGGUUAAUUAAAUAUCUUCCUAUAUUGGAUUUCGAUCGAUAUAUCAGUAAUCAACUAUAUAUAUAGAUAUAUAUAUAUGGCUGAGUACUAGUACGUAGUAGUAGUAGUAGUGUAUAUAAUACACAGUAUUAUACGUGCUGUAGACUAGAAUUAUAUUAUCGGGUCUAUAUAUAUAUUAUAUAGCGUUUGGUGCAAGAAGCUAGCUUAUGUCUAUCAAAUUUAGAGAUCAAUGUGCAAUUUACACUCUCAUUUGAGGCUUAAUUAUGAUGCAAACAUGCAUAUGGAUUUGUGUAUUA
Messenger RNA from Zingiber officinale, 2570 nucleotides. Its product is annotated as BEL1-like homeodomain protein 1. The transcript is spliced from 5 exons. Gene Ontology annotation, biological process: regulation of transcription by RNA polymerase II. Gene Ontology annotation, molecular function: RNA polymerase II cis-regulatory region sequence-specific DNA binding; DNA-binding transcription factor activity, RNA polymerase II-specific. Lineage: Eukaryota; Viridiplantae; Streptophyta; Magnoliopsida; Zingiberales; Zingiberaceae. Bases 489 to 2276 code for a protein of 595 amino acids. The record is from RefSeq and is a predicted model, not a curated record.